Molecule: messenger RNA, 1935 nt
Organism: Sipha flava (yellow sugarcane aphid)
Lineage: Eukaryota; Metazoa; Arthropoda; Insecta; Hemiptera; Aphididae
Product: probable serine/threonine-protein kinase DDB_G0283337
Exons: 3
Coding region: 431-1711 (426 amino acids)
Biological process (GO): negative regulation of translation; oogenesis
Cellular component (GO): perinuclear region of cytoplasm
Molecular function (GO): zinc ion binding; mRNA binding
Source: RefSeq, a predicted model, not a curated record
UGCGUCACGAUGCGACACGACGUCUCGCGGCACGUCCGAUGACCGCUGCUUCGGUUUAGCACUCCAAACGACAUGCAUUCAUUUCAACUUCGCUCGCGACCGCCACACGACUUGUGGGCACCUCUACUCGAUGCGCGUUCGAACACCAUACCGUCCGUGGAACCGCACACCGUGCACAUGCGAUUUUCUUCGAAAACCGUGAUCGCAGUGCAACAAUAAUAGUUCGUCCGCCAUCGCGGUUUCGCGCGUACGGUGCCGCCAACGGUCCGGGUCGUUUACCCGUUUACAAACCGUGUCCGCGCGUUCGGCACAAACUGUCCGACGUAAUGUAAUUCCGUCGCACCGGCGACAACCCGAUUCGGCUUCCGGGUAAUGUGUCAAGCCCCGUGUACCGCGCACUGACAAAUAUUCGCCGCCCACUCAUCGCACCAUGGACCAUUACUAUUCGUCGGCAAAUUUAACGCCCGGCGACGGUAACUUCGACGGCCGUCAUUCGAACGGCGAACGGCGUCCGACCGCAGCUGAUGUGAACCAGUUUAGGUGUAUUGAUCAAAAUAAUCAAAACUCAUCAACGUGGCAAUUAUCAUUAAUUGACGAUCAAGAUGAAGUAUCCGAAAAUGCAUUGAUGAUGCAUGAUGAACCAAUAAAAGUCGCUGAAAAAUUUGGUCCUAUCAUUUUGAAAAUACCAUCGUAUAUAAGAAAAGAAGCAGAUGAAUUAUUCAAUAAUUCAGAAUUCAAUCCAAACGAGACAUUUGAUAUGAUAGAUUUCAGAAGCUCGUGGCUCUUACUAUUUAGUUAUCAACAAUACCUCAAGUUUAUUCCUCUAAAAGUGUUGGAGAAGAGAGACAGUCACGUGCUGUACCCUUGGCUGCUGUGGAACAAGCCGACGAGCCCGCGGCAUACUUUUUCGCCCAACAGAGCGGUCGCAUCACUGGUCAACCCCGACCGCUCAUUACUGCACUCUCCGUCGCUGUCGUCGAUGUUGUCGUCUUCGCCCAUAAUGUCGCUGUACGCUCAAGUCGUGUUGGGCAUAUCGUCUGACCAAAAUAGCAGCAGUGGCGAUAACAAUAACAACACUAGUAGAAUUAGUAGCAGCGGUAACAAUAACACGAGUAGCAGCAGCAGCAGCAGCAGCAGCAGCAUCAGCGGUAACAACAAAAACAGCAGUAGCAGCGUUAACAACAAUAUCAGCAGUAAUAGCGAUAAUAGCAAUAACGACAACCGGUUGGGAUAUUGCUUCAGCGAGCAGAUGAGUAGCUGUUCACUUCGCGGGCCAGCGGACGAGCCGAGUAACGCGCACUACCGCAAGCCGGACACGAAGCCGUCGCCACCGCAACGGUUCGCGGGUAACAAUCGAGGCGGUGCACAACGACUGUUGCCCCCGUGGAUCGCCCGGUCCCUGUCAGACUCCGACCAUUCUAUGCCGUCGUCGCCGUCGCUGUCGCCCCCACCGCCGACGCCGCCAUUCGCCCGUGUCUACUACACAGUCAACGCCAGCAACACCACCGUCAACAAGCUGGUGGAGCACUAUUGCACGUUUUGCUACAAGAACCAAGAGCCGCCCGAGGUGUACGGCAGCCAUCUGGUGCGGGACGCCAUGCGCACAACGUGUCCCAAGCUCAGGGCGCUCAGGUGCAGGCACUGCAACGGGACCGGCGACGGCGCGCACACCAUCAAGUACUGCCCGUUCCUGUAUACCAAUUACAAAUAGUGCUUUUGAGGAGGUGGAGGGUCGCAGGGCCGGCGACCAGGCCCGAUGCUACCUGGCGUCCAAAGGGAGUAUCGUUGCGGUCGCGUUUUGCGGUGAUCGUAACGAUAUUGUAACACCAUCAUUCGCGUGAAAUAUACAUUCCAUGGAUGUAUUUUUCUUCUCUCCCUCUUACACACUCUCUUUCUCUCUCUCUCCCUCACCCUCUCUCACUCUCUCUCACUCCU